UUUGCCCCUUAAUUUUACAAAUAUUGAAAUAUAAAUACUUACAUUGCAUUGAAUAUUUUUGGUGACAAUAACAACAUGUCUACUACAAGUAUUAUGAGUGUUAAAGAAAUGAUAGAGAGGUCUUUUGGAAGUGAAGAAUCAAAUUGGGUGAACUUCAAACUUGUACAAACUACCUUGUUUUUAUUGGCAAGACAACUGCGAAUACUUGAACGCCAUGUUACAGUUGAAGUUCCAUCAGAAACACUAACAGUAAACUCUUCGAAAAUAACUGUAACUGAAGUUCAGCUUGGCGAUAAAAAUCAUAAAAAAAUUGAUAAAGUAGCAAAAGGAAGGAAAACUGGAUUCCCCGAUGGCAACGUUUCAUUAGGUGGGAAAAGUUUAACUCAUGCUAUGCAUGCUAAGGCUACAACAGAAGGAAAAGUCCAACAUAACAAAAAUACUAGAUCCAGAGACGAAACCACCGAAAAGUCUGAAGCUUCUCCUGAUAAUCUUGAUUCGAAUCAUAAAAUUAGAAUGAAAAUGGCCAACGAGAAUUCAUCCUUUAGAAAAUCCCUUUCUGAUACCAUGACAACCACUUCAGCGGAACAAAAAAUAACACAGUUAUUAAAACAUAAAGUUUCAUCUAGUUCUGAACUCACGUCAGAAGAAAGAAAGAAAUAUUAUAAUCUUCUAGAAAAGUUAGAAGAACAGAGAGAACUUGUUCUUCGUGUCAUUCACCAGAGGCACGAUUCUCAUGAAGAAAGAAUAGCGUCACCAACCCCGAUGGCUUCUGUGGAAAGAACCGAUUUAGAGUUUGAAAAACUACUUAUAGUUGAAAAUAGUUUACGAGAAGAUGAAACUGUCAGACACAAAGGAAGUCGUAAUCUAGCUGUUGUAUCACAACAAGAAUUCAAAGACUUACAAACGGCAGUUCAAGACCUUCAAAACAAAUUCCAAACAGAAUCUCCGGAUUUCCCGGAAAACAUAAAGCUUAUGAAAGAACUUCGCGAAGGUGGAGCUUCUUUAACGGAUGCCAUGACUGCCUUAAAAUUGUCCGCUCGACUUGAAGCGACUGAAAAGGCAAUAGAGAACAUUACGGAAAUGUUGACAGACCUCACCAGACUCCAUGAAUCAUCAUCCCUUAACACUAUACAUACAACUUCUUCUAAGCCGUAUUCAAGCAAAUCAUCGAGUCCAAGGAAGUAUGGUGGAAACUAUGCAAUGCCAGAUGAACACGAAACAAAGAAUGUUGUAACGCAUGACCAAUUACGCACUUGUAUAAACGAACUAAGUACAGAAAUAUACACUAGAGUCAAUAAUGAAAUUGAAGAAAUCGCUGAAAGCUCUCGUCAUGCAAAAGAAAUUUUGAGAAAACUGGAAAGAACAGUACAUGAAUCUCAAGGCGCCUACAAACGGGUUGAAGAAUUGGGAUCUGUAGUUGAAAAAUACAUCAAUCGAUUAAAUGCCAUAGACUUAGGAUUUGCAUCCCAGGUGUCAAUCUUUCGAGAACAAUUGACGCAAAUGCAAAUGGACCUGGAAGCCGGAUUGGAAGAAGUAUCUGAAGCUGUGGCAAAUAGAGGCGGUGGAGAGGCCGAACUUUCAGUGGAACUAAAUAAUUACAUAAGAAAUUUACAAGAUCAAAUAGAUAGAGGAAUUGUUGAACAAAAAGAAAUCUUUCUGGUUCAAGAUGAACUUUCACACAAUUUAGAAUAUAUACAUCAAGAAAUUGAAUUAUUACGUGAUACGAAAGCGGAUCGCGAUGAAGUAGAAGACGCUUUCCGUGAUAAAGCAGGCAUAGAACUUUUAAAUGGUCUGGUUACUCAAGAAGAAUUUGUCGCUAAUAUAAAGGAAUUUGAAAAAAACGCGGAUGUUAUUCGCAAAAGAAUACACGAUGAAGAAAUUGUAUGGCAAGAAGCUAUAGAAAACCUCGAAGAUAAACUAGACCAAAAAGUUGACAUUCAAGUUCUUGAAUUAUUACGCACUAGUAUAAAAAACAAUCUGCAAAAAUUAAAACACAAAAUCAGCUACAUAGCUGAAAUUGUUGGAGAGCCGAAAGCUGCAGCUUUGGCAAGAAAGCUUCAUCGAGAUGCGACAUGUUUAUCAUGUGCUGCUCCUGCAUAUAUGGACACGGAAGAAUGUAUUCUUCCAAUAUUGCCUGCAAUCAGACCACAGUCAAUAGGUGUUGAAAUUCCUCAAAAAGAAACGGCAAGUAUAGGCGAUCAAGUUACUCAACCGUCUAAAGUGUCUACUGGUUACGCAGAAAAUAAAACUAUGCCAAACCAGGACGGUGACCAUCAUGGAAUAUGCUGUCGGAAAUUCCAGAUGUCACAUCCAAAGGAAUUAAGGACAAAGGUAUGUACAAGAUAUUGCGGAGGAUCACAUACUAAAAUGAACAAUGUGGAUCUAAUGCAAGCUGCAAUCGUAGUCAAUUCUUUAAGACGAGAAACAAAACUUAUGACUGGCACCGAUGGCAAGGUGUAUAAAAUUGAUGAAAUCAUUGAAGAAAAACCUUGCAUUCCAUGUAAUGAAAAGCCACCGGAGAAAUUUUUAGCACCACAAGUAGAGGACUCGGGAGCUAUUGAUAUCUUCGAAGAUCUGUUGUAUAAUAGUGUUGCUCGCUCCAGUCUUCAGCCAAGCAGUGCCCGUGCGAGCUUUCUAGACAAUAAAGUCCAAAAAACUAGCAUCCAAGAAGCAGAUUUACAAUCGUGUGAAUGUUUCAGAGAGGAGUCAUGUACCAUUAACUCAUCCAUAAAGGGUGUGAAAAGCGAACAAUUUGCAGCUGAUCAAGUAACAGACACAUUGGCUCCGAAGGAUUCAAUAAGUAUAUGCGACGCCAAUCUCGUAGAAUCAUUUGUAUCUCACAAAGAUUCGCUAAUUGUAUGUGGUAAGGGUUCGCAGUACGACAAACCUAAAAAGAACUCUAACAUUGCAAUGGUAUCAUCCAUUUUAAAAGAAUACAUUAAUCAAUAUAUCAAGGAGAACGAUGAUACGAACAUAAUUGAAGCUGAGGGUGAAGAAGAAAACAUUCUAACUGCGAAAACAAAUAUAUCAAAGACGCUUACAAUCCAAGACGACAAACAUCCUGAUUCAGUUGCAAGUGCAAGUUAUGACAUAACACAACUAUAUGAAGGAGGUUCACAAAAUUCUUUUUCAAAUGCUAAAUUCGGGUCGGAAUGAUUUAUUUUCUCUGAUGACUAAGUAUUAUUUAUUUAAAUUUUAUUUAUUAUGUAAAGUUCUUUGUUUCCGAAAACCAGUUUAUGACUACUUCGUGUUUUAUUUGAUAUAAAUUUUCUUUACAAUGGAAAUUUCUUUACAAUGGUUGAGAUUAAUAGCUAUUCUCGCUGAAAGUUUGUUGGUGUUUUUGUACAACAUCGUGGUUUUUAAGCUUCAUAUUUAUUGAUGUAACCUUCCGAUAA
This is a messenger RNA of Hyposmocoma kahamanoa, 3395 nucleotides long. RefSeq lists its product as uncharacterized. NCBI's taxonomy places the organism in Eukaryota, Metazoa, Arthropoda, Insecta, Lepidoptera, Cosmopterigidae. The record is from RefSeq and is a predicted model, not a curated record. The coding region runs from base 76 to 3156 and encodes 1026 amino acids. The transcript is spliced from 17 exons.